ACAGUUUACCGACCAGUACGCAACGAGUUUCGUGACGAGUAAGUACAAGUACAGGUUCCUGGAGAAAUGAACAGAACACAGUUUCGAUGCUCCAAAUCGGAGAAUCUCGUACGUUGGUCAGUGAUUCUGUUGUUUCUGGCCGUGAGUGGUCUUCAUGCUCGGACAACCAGAAUCCAGACCAAAUUUGGCACGAUCGAAGGGUUAUGGAGCAGGAGCACCAGAGGAAGGCUCGUGGCGCACUACCUGGGAAUCCCUUAUGCGGAGCCACCCAUUGGCUACCUGAGAUUCAAGGGUCCACAACCUUGGUCCCGGACGUGGAAUACUACGUACUAUGCCACAAAAGAUGGCUCACCGUGCAUUCAAAGAGGUUCUAACAAAGAAGUUGUGGGCAGCGAGGACUGUUUAUACCUUAACGUUUAUGUACCUAUAAUUUCAGAUAAAGGGAAUGCGAGCAGCAAACUUCCGGUGAUAGUGUUUGUUCACGGUGGGCGAUACGUUGAUGGCUCGAGUGAUAGCAACAAGUUCCCUCCAAACUACUUGAUGGAUCAGAAUAUAAUUCUAGUUGCGAUGAACUUUCGUCUUGGCGUUCUGGGAUUCUUCAGCAUGGGGAACAAAGCCGCUCCAGGAAACUACGGGGUGAAGGAUGUCGUGGAGUCCUUGAGAUGGAUCCAGGAGAACAUAGAGGCCUUCAACGGUGAUCCAAACUCCGUGACAUUGUGGGGCAACAGCGUCGGGGCUGCUCUCGUUCAUGCUUUGACUAUGACCCCCAAAACAGAGGGGUUGUUUCAUAGAUACAUUUUGCAAAGUGGAUCCGCUUUUUCCAUGUGGGGUAUAGUAGAAAGGACCUCGCUGCUUCGGACUUCGAUGGAAGUAGUCGAACGACUAGGCUGCCUUCCACCCAAAAAUAUGAAAAACAAUUGUGACGAUGAUAAGUGCGUUGAAGAGGAAAGCAAGGAUAUAAUGUGUUGCAUGAGAGCUGUCGAAGAUUGGAAGUUUGCUAGUGUAAUCAAUACGAGUUUGGCGUCAGAUUAUCUUGUGGGUACUUUAGCACCCACACUCGAGGAAGAAUCUGAAGACGCCAUCCUGACGGUACAUCCUCUCACAGCUUUGAGGAACCGCAUGGUCAGAGAUGUACCUUGUAUAAUAGGGAUAAACAAGGACGAGGGCGAUUUCAUAUCCCGGAGGUAUUGGUUCCAGGAGACCUAUCGAAACGAUUUGGAAGAUCUUGUACCCGUUAUUCUGGAAUAUGAUCACUUAGAUACGAACACGACCGCUCUCACCAGCGCCAUAGAAGACUUCUACUUCGAUUCGAAUUUCACUAAAACAUUCACUCGCAAUAUCUCUCAGGCAUUAGGCGACGAACAUAUAACAUGGCCAACAUACAUGACUGCAAAGUACCUAUCAACAGUCAUGAAUUCUAGUAUCUAUUUUUAUUUGUUUAACUACGUGGGUACAUUCAGCUCCAGUUUCAUGUUUGAAAUCGGAAGGCAUGGAGUAACGCAUUGCGACGAUUUAAAUUAUUUGAUUCCACACUUAAACAAAAAAUACAAGAUUCUGAUGUUACACAACACCGAAACCGAUGAGACUAUGAUAAAUAUAAUGACAGAAAUGUGGGCCAGCUUUGCAACCAAUGGAGUGCCAAGAGCGUGGAAAGUGCCUGCAUGGCCUGAUUUCAAGACCUCCCAACAGUUUCUGCUAUUUGGGAACAACACAGAUCCAGACAUCGUGGUAGAAAGUGAUUUUUUCCCAGAGAGAAUGGCGUUUUGGGAGGAGAUGACGAAGAAGUACAAUCUAUAUCACACGAAUCUGAUGAACGAACCGCCAAUUAAAAAGAAAGAAUUUAACUCCGGUAUUUCUUACAAAUACAAUAAAUUGUUGGUUUGUUUAUUGUUAAUUUUCAUCGUUUGCCUGCCGUAAAUUGAUUUGUUCUUAUAAUAUGUGUACAAAUAAAACACCGUAAUAACUUUG
Molecule: messenger RNA, 1968 nt
Organism: Hylaeus anthracinus
Lineage: Eukaryota; Metazoa; Arthropoda; Insecta; Hymenoptera; Colletidae
Product: esterase FE4-like
Exons: 9
Coding region: 67-1917 (616 amino acids)
Source: RefSeq, a predicted model, not a curated record